This is a messenger RNA of Salarias fasciatus (jewelled blenny), 4315 nucleotides long. Its product is annotated as tigger transposable element-derived protein 6-like. Gene Ontology annotation, cellular component: nucleus. The coding region runs from base 159 to 1457 and encodes 432 amino acids. The transcript has 2 exons. Gene Ontology annotation, molecular function: DNA binding. NCBI's taxonomy places the organism in Eukaryota, Metazoa, Chordata, Actinopteri, Blenniiformes, Blenniidae. The record is from RefSeq and is a predicted model, not a curated record.
CUUUAACUUUAAACUCUGAAAUAUAAAGGCUUCGUGGAGGUUAUAGGACAAAUACAGUGAGUUUGUUGUCGUGUUGUUGUUUCCACGGGCGGCAGCAUGGACUGCGGUUCAUGAACGGAAACGUUCUUAUCGUGCGAGGAUCUUCAGAUACCUGAAACAUGCCGUCAAGAAGUCAUCUUGACAAAUUUGGGAGGAAGAAGAAGAAAAAAUGGACCGACGAGGCCAUGGAGCGUGCACUAAUAGAGGUGAAGUCAGGAAGAUGCACAGUCCGACAGGCUGCUAAAGAGUUUGGAGUCCCGAAAUCCUCGCUUGGAGACAGAGUCAGCGGACGGGUGGCUCCGGGGAGCCGCAGCGGCCCCGCUCAACUUAUACCGUCAGCCGACGAGGAGCUGUUGGUCGAGUUCUCCCUAUACAUGUCCAAGCAUGGUUUCCCACUCACUAAGCAGCAGCUGGUGUCCUUUGCAUCAUCGAUUUACAAGCGUCAGCACCGCAGGGUGGCAUUUUCCAAACUGGGCCAGACCUGGUGGCUCAAUUUCAGGAAACGGCAAGAAAAGAAUAUUACCAUUCAGCCGGCGGACAACGUUGUUCGUGGGAGGACAGUAUGUGUAAGGAAGGAAGCAGUGGAUCAGUUUUUUCACCUGCUGAGCACCAUCUUGGACGGGCACGGGCUCAGAGACAAGCCUCGACAAAUCUUCAACUGCAAUGAGUUGGGCUUUCAGCUGGGCAGGAAGAGGGUGAGCCUCCCAAAAUCUGCCAGUCUGGGCUACAAGCCAGCGCCGGGCUCCAGAGACCACAUCUCCGUCCUCGCUUGCUUUAACGCAGCCGGAGAAGACAUUCCCCCAUUUAUUAUCUACUCAAACGCCUAUCCAGGGGGAGUUUGCUACAAGACUCAAGGACCUCCGAGCGCCCUCUAUGGGUGGUCAGACUCAGGUUGGAUCAACUCGGACCUGUUCAGGAAAUGGUUCCUCAAGCACUUCCUCGUGCACGCGCCGAAGGAGCGCCCGCUGCUGCUGAUUUUCGACGGCCACAAAUCGCCCGUGAACCUGGAGGUGGUGGAAUCGGCUCGUAAGGAGGACGUCAUCCUUCUCUGCCUCCCCCCUCAGUGCUCACACAUCCUGCAGCCGCUGGACGUCGGCCUUUUCGUCGUCCUGAAGCAGCGCUUCGCUUCGCUCAUAGGGGAGGGCUGCGCCUCCGACACGCACUUCGCGGUCAGCAAGAAGGAGUUCUCUGGGGUAUUUAAAAGCACAUAUCAGAUCGCGCAGGAGGAGGAAGGCGUCCAAAUUGUGAAAGACGGCUUUAGGAAAUGCGGCAUCUACCCGGUGAACCACUUCACCAUCAGUGAGACUCAUCUGAUGCCACUGCACAGCAUCAGCGCCGCAGCUGGACCCGCCAUGUCCACAGCGGCACCGGGGGGCCACAUGGUGGGAGAGCUCACAGCUGCCGGCCCCUCCUCCUGACUCAUCACCUGCCCAGGUGUCAGCACCUGUGAGGAGACACUGAUUGACUGCAUAAUUCAUGCAAGACCUGAAUGAACUCACGCCAGCCCCGCCAUGCGAUGUAGUAAAUGUGUUCACGCUGUUUGACUGCGGUGAGCUCAGUUUGUCUUCGCUCCGGAGGAAAGCAUGUGCUCUCCUUAAUUAAUUGUCGACACUUCGCUCACAUUUAGUGAACUGAGUAUUAUUAAAAGGCUGCACAAAAGAUGGAGCUAAAAGACAGAUGUUUUAUUCUUCCUUGGUGUCCUUGGUUCGUUUCUUGCACGACAGCGCACGUUCAACUGUUUUGACUCGGCUCCAGAAGCACUUGUUGCCGCUGCUCAAGCACAAAGCGUUUCGAGCCAUCGAGCAACCAAUCCAUCUUCAGCGCCGUCUUUUGUUCUUGUUUGACGCCGACUGAUGCCUGUUCAGCUCCAGUUUAGUGAAUCCCCUUCAGCUAGACAUACAGCACAAUGGUAAACACUGUGAGCUGCGCUGACACUUCAUACCAGUGUGUUUAUUUGAAGAAAAGGGUUGAAAUUCAUGCUGUUUUGGCAAAAUUGCAGGAGCUCAAUUUCAAGAUAUGGUGAGGAUUGUUUUGGUUCGAUCUAUGAUUUGUGAUUUCUCAUAAAUAAGUUGAAGCCAGAAGUUAAAGACUCUGAGAACAAAGAGUAAAUUUAUAUAAAACUGGCUUUUUCUUUUAAAAAAUGUUGUUUGGAUCAUAUCAUUUUGCUACAAAAUGAGUGUUUUUCUUGGAAAGGGUGAACCUUACUGUGUUAUCUCAGGGAGAAAUCUAGUAUGAAUCGAGUAUUCAAAUAACAUUAACAUCACAAAUGUGUCUUUAGGUUGAAUAAUUCACAUUGUGAGCUGUGACUCGGGCUGCUUUUUGUCGCGGACGUGAUAAAGUCAAGUGAUGUAACAUCGAUGCAAGAGGUACGUUGGAUAACAAUAGCCAGGCGAUUGAGAGUAAUUACAAUAACCAUACAUUCAUCAGAACAUCUCCACGGUCUUUAUUAUGAAUAAAACGUGUAAUUAUUUUUUUAAUUGAAAAGCCACUGAGUGCUGUUGUACAGACAACUACAGAAGUGUUCCUGCCUGGAUUUCUGUUUGCUCACAUGAACGAGAUCAGUAUUUACCACAGCGUUAUCAAGAUCACUGGAAUUUUCAAACUAGUAAAAUAUUUACAUAUACAACGCCGACUAUUCAUAUUUUAUAAUGUUCAUUAGCAAGUUCUUGCUCUAGUUUUUAAGGGCAAAUAUGCAGGUGUACCCUAAGGGUGGGAAAACUCCAGUAAGUAUUCCCAUUAAAGCUUGAUCAAGCAGCUGAAGUCCCGGUCAGGCUGCACUGUACUGCGGGUCUUUAUGAAUGCAGCAGCUCUGCCCUGGGCUAAGUUAAUGUUUAUGUAUGUUAUUACCACAGAUGGUAAUUUGUGCCUGAAGCCUGGAAUAAAUUUUGUUAUUAUUCACUGACACAACAGUGUCAAAGGACAAUUUCGGUUUGAAUUGCAGAGCUGCUGCCGCCGCCGCUGCCACCUCCUUCCUCUGAUCCGACUGGAAUUCAGAAACCCGCAGUCAAACAUCACACUUUGAUAAUCAUGGCUAGUAUGUGACAUAUUUUUCUUAAUUAUAAAAGAGCGUUUUACUCUUGGCUGUCCUCUCGUGAUAAUCAGUGGAGGAAGAUUACAGCCCACCUCAGACGCUGGUUCUCUGAGAAAUGAGUUUUUCUUGCACUCUGUUGCUCCUCUGGGGAUUGCUGCUUUGUUUGGUGUCUCUUUUUGAGUUGUUACAGCACUUUGGUCAACUAUAUUAGUUUUUAUGGCUGUACCCUCCAACAGUAGCUGGAAGCUGAAGGCAGUUUUUAAGUUCAUCCUCACUUGGACUCAUCUGUCACACCCUUGUAAACACAAUCACCACAAUGUCUCCCAGGACGGAGGUAUAAAGACUUCAUCACUGUACUGAUGUAUCUGGACUGAACUCCACUCAUUUUUCUAAAGAUGUUUUCUGUAACAAACACAUCUACAAUUUUUUACUCCUAAUAUUCUGAACUUGUACAGAUGAUGGAUUGUCUGUAGAGACAUCAUAACACGGGGAAGGAGAGUCAGGAAACACAUUUAUUCAAACUAUGUGAAGACCUCAAGGUUUUUACUGCAGCUUUAAAGUAGCUGAACAUUUCAGGCUUUUUUAUUGACAGCAUAGGUAAUUUAUGAUUCCUCGCAUGUCUCAGAUAUUUUAGAUCAUUGUCUAUCUUCCAUAAAUUUCAGUUGCAGAAUUCAACUUAGCUUCAUGUCCCUUAAAAGAGGCAUCCUGUAGUAAGAAACAACUUUUUCCUUACUUGGUGAAGUGAGGUGGUUUAGUGUCUGCACUUCUUCCUAAUGAUGCCAAAAAUGAUUCUAAUGAAUUCUAUUCACUAUAUGCACUGCAUCAGUCUGGGCUGACAUUAGAAGAAACUGUGACUUUGCUGUGUAGUUAGAGCUUCAUUUGGAUGUUAGGAACACUCACCCAAAUCUCCGGGCAGCCGACAGGACGUAUGAUUUCUGUCGAUAUGGACUGCGUUUCUCCGUGUGGUCCGUCCUGCAAGAAAGACAGAUGCUGCUGUGAAUGUGCUGCAUGUUCGUCAAACCAAUCCCCUCUCAAAAAGCCAUUAAUUAUAAGGUUGGACCUCAUCUUUUUUUUUUUUUCUUUUGGUGAAGUUUGAAGAGAUGCAGCAGUGUUGUAAUGCCCUGCACUGUCACGCAUUACCAGCACGCAUGACAGCUUUAAUUACUGGUUUACACAAAAAAAAAAGUUAAAAAAAAAAACUCUCCAGUUUUGAAGUUUCAGCUGAAGUGCAGUGAGUACCCUGCU